Opisthorchis viverrini is the source of this 2939-nucleotide messenger RNA. RefSeq lists its product as hypothetical. Lineage: Eukaryota; Metazoa; Platyhelminthes; Trematoda; Opisthorchiida; Opisthorchiidae. The transcript has 16 exons. Gene Ontology annotation, cellular component: cytoplasm. Gene Ontology annotation, molecular function: saccharopine dehydrogenase activity. The record is from RefSeq and is a predicted model, not a curated record. The coding region runs from base 27 to 2873 and encodes 948 amino acids.
UUCAGAACCUGACUAGUUCACACAUCAUGUUCUCUAGGCUGGGCGUUCCGCGUUUGUGUAUGUCAGGAGUUUCUUUCACUGCACAUAGCACCCUAAAGCGGUCGGUCUACAGAGCAUCCCUUUUACGGCCGGUGAUCGGAAUAAAACGUGAAACGGUGAAUCUGUGGGAACAACGAUCACCCCUCACGCCAAGCCAGGUACAACAACUAAUAAGCCAGCAUGGUAUUCGAGUACUGGUCCAGCCAUCCAACCGACGUUGUUUUACCAGUUUGGAAUACGAGGCUGCGGGUGCAGAAAUCGCCGAAAACCUGGAGGAGGCCAAUCUAAUAUUAGGAGUAAAACGUCCAGCGGAACUGCGUCCACACGAUUUGUUACAGGAUAAAACAUACGCUUUCUUUACGCAUACGAUUAAAGCUCAACCGGCCAACAUGAAGCUGUUGGACACUCUGCUGGAAAGGAAUAUUCGCAUCAUUGAUUACGAGUGCAUGGUGAAUGAACACAACAAAAGGGUUGUUGCUUUCGGAAAACACGCUGGGAUGGCAGGUACAAUCGAUAUUAUCCAUGGUCUGGGAAUCCGACUACUCGCACUGGGGCACAGAACUCCUUUUAUGCACGUUAGUAUUGCACACAAUUAUCACAAUUUGAAUGAGGCACAACAGGCAAUUCGACUGGUUGGUUAUGAACUCGCACUUGGUCGACUGCCUGCCUCUAUCGGCCCGUUGAUUUUUGUUAUCAAUGGAGAUGGAAACGUCGCUCAGGGUGCCGAGAAAAUUCUGAGCAAUCUCCCAGCAAAAUCCAUAAGCCCACGACAGCUGCAGCACGUGGCGAAUCACGGAGAAACGAACGUCAUUUACCUGUGCAAAGUAAACCCAUCACACUAUAUGGAACACAAGGAUGGGAAACCUUUCGUCAGGGAGGAAUACUUUCGAAAACCUGAGGACUACAGGUCAAAUUUUAUCAACACGAUUGCACCCUACACUUCUGUGCUCAUAAACGCAACGUACUGGGACUCACGGAUAGACCGAAUCCUGACCCGCGAAAACGUAAAAUCACUGCUCAAUGUAAAAGCAAAUGUCAAAGGGAGUCCUCUAGACGAGGCUUGUCCAACCCUGCCAUACCGGAUGAUUGCAAUCUGCGAUAUUUCGGCUGACACUAACGGGUCUAUUGAAUUCACCGAUGAAUGUACCACAGUCGAUGAACCCUUCGUUUUGUAUGAUCCACGAACUGACGAAGAAAAACGAACCAUUGCCGGUGAUGGUAUUCUGAUGUGUUCUAUUGACAACCUACCUGCACAACUUCCGUUUGAGGCAAGCGAACAUUUUGGCACUGCUCUAGUACCCUAUCUACCGGAUAUGGUAAGAUCCAACGCCACACAACCUUUUGAUAGAUACAACGCGGGACCUGUGGUUAAAAACGCAAUUAUUGCCUCAAACGGAGCACUUACACCCAAAUUUCAAUACAUCGACUCUUUAAGGAAGAAGACGGGUAUUUCCAACACUUCGAGUUCGUCGAAAAAAGUUCUCAUCUUGGGAGCCGGCUACGUUGUCCCGUCGGUGAUCGAAUACCUUUCCCGCGACAAAAGUAUUGAACUAACUGUGGUGUCAAACAUAUAUGACCAGCUUUCCGAACUUGCACGGCAAUAUCCCAAUAUUCUCGCCCGGAAUAUGAAUGUUUUGGAAGAUAACCAAAGCCUGGCCAACCUGGUCGAAAAGAGUGAUCUUGUCCUCAGCCUUAUUCCAUGGCGAUUCCAUCCAACCGUGGUUACAGAAUGUGUGAAGCAGAGAAGAAAUCUUCUGACGGCAAGCUAUUGCACCCCAAAUUUAAAAGAAAUGGAACGAAGCAUUCAGCAAUCCGGUAUCACCGCAGUCAUGGAAAUCGGGCUUGAUCCGGGUAUCGACCACCUACUAACCAAAGAGUGUAUCGACAAUGUCCGUGCUAUGGGCGGUCGGGUCAUAUCCUACCGUUCCUACACUGGUGGUUUACCAGCACCAGAGAACUCAAGUAAUCCUCUGCGAUAUAAAUUCAGUUGGAGUCCUGAGGCAGCCUUGUCCACCAUAAUGAACGGGGCCAAAUAUUUGGAGAAUGGGCAAAUUAAAGAAGUCCCAGCGGACGGAGCUUUGAUGAAAAUGGCUGUUCCAAUGGACAUAUUCCCCGGAUUCAACCUGGAGGGCUAUCCCAAUCGUGAUUCUACAAGAUAUAUCGGACUUUAUGGUCUCACGGGAUGUGAAACGGUGAUCCGGGGUACACUUCGGUAUACCGGUUAUGCCAACGCUGUUCUGUUUAUGCUUGAUCUUGGUCUGCUUCAGACGCAUCAGGAAGACCAUUUGAAACCGGGGGCGCAAAAACUCUCCUGGAGAGAACUGAUAUGUCAAAAACUUGGACUCCACAGUCAGCUAACUGGGAAUGAACUACGUCGGGCCGUACUCAGUAAGCUGGGAGGAAAUCAAGCCAAAUACGACUGCCUGAAUGAGCUCGGAUUUUUAUCGGAAGAUACAGUGGCCCAGGCCUGUACUCCACUGGCCAGUACGGCCUUGCAGUUGUCAAGGUAUUUAUCAUACGGUCCAAACGAACGGGAUCUCAUUAUCAUGGCCCAUGAGCUAAUUAUUGAUUGGCCGGACAGAAAGCAAAGGGAGCAGCGCAAAGUGAGUCUGGUAGUCUAUGGUAAGGCAGGCCAAGGGAAAGCCGGUUUAGCUAUGUCUCGCACAGUUGGACUUCCUGUGGCGAUAGCAGCGAAGAUGAUUUUAGAUGGUGAAAUAACUGAAAAGGGGAUUGUGCUACCGUUAAAACCAGAAAUAUACAAGCCCAUACUGGAGAAACUGAGAACCGAAGGAAUCCAAGCCCACGAAACAUCGACACUUUGUGACAUGUCAUGAUUAUAUGUAAAUCGACAGACCAUAAAAGUGAGGUCCAGGUAUUUGAAAAUAUAUCUCCUGUCUGAG